CAAUGAUCCAUUUCAUUUGAUCCUUUCCACGCGACCUGCCAUCUCAUUUUCGUCCCAUCCGGCAAACUUGCAUACCAACCCAUCAUGUCCAGCCAACAAUACCAAAGUCUCUCAUCGGAGACUCAUAUUGCACGCCGCAGCGACAUGACAUUCGAAAAAGUCCUUCACAAGGGAAGUUCGGCCAGCACGGGCGGAAUCAGUUCGAUGCUCGGCAAGGACCGUGAAGCGUCCAAGGCGGCUAUCAACGAAUACUUUCAGCAUUGGGACGGCAAGACGGCCAAAAAUGAGUCUAGCGAGGUACGCGAUGCGAGAAAGGCCGACUAUGCCACCUUGACAAGACAAUACUAUAACCUUGCAACCGACUUUUACGAAUAUGGGUGGUGCCAGUCCUUUCACUUUUGUCGCUUCGCCCACGGCGAGACCUUUGCUUCGGCCAUAGCAAGACACGAACACACCCUGGCGCACCGUAUCGGCAUCAAAAAGGACAUGAAGGUCCUGGACGUGGGGUGCGGCGUUGGCGGUCCUGCGCGGCAAAUGGCCAAGUUUACAGGCGCCAAUAUUACAGGCAUUACAAUCAACGAGUACCAAGUCGAACGUGCUACACGGUAUGCCGAGCUUGAGGGACUCGGCCGGCAGUUGCAAUUUGUUCAGGGAGACUUUAUGUCGCUGCCCUUUGAGGAGGAGACGUUCGAUGCCGUUUACGCUAUCGAGGCGACUGUGCAUGCCCCGGUUUUGGAGGACGUUUACCGGCAGGUUUACAAUGUCCUGAAGCCCGGAGGCGUUUUCGGAUUGUACGAAUGGGUUAUGACGGAUGCAUACGACGACAACAACCUCCGACACAGGGAGAUUCGUUUGGGCAUCGAGCAGGGCGACGGUAUUGCCAACAUGCAGACAGCCAGAACCGCCGUCGAGGCCAUCAAGGCCGCUGGGUUCGAGCUUCUCGAGGUCGAAGAUCUAGCACAAAGCACCGACGGCGGGAACUCGGCUCGCGCGCCCUGGUACUGGCCGUUAGAUGGCAGUAGCUGGCGAUGUGCCAACACUAUUGGAGAUGUGCUGGGGACGUUCCGAAUGACACCCGCUGGACGUACGGUGUCACACGCCCUGCUGAGCAUUAUGGAGGCGGUCGGGUUGGCACCUCCAGGGACGAAGAAGACGGCUGACAGUCUGGCGAGGGCGGCGGAUGCGCUGGUGGCUGGAGGAAAGGAAGGACUGUUUACACCCAUGUUUUUGAUGGUGGCAAGGAAGCCGCUUGCGGAAGAAUAA
Pyricularia grisea is the source of this 1263-nucleotide messenger RNA. RefSeq lists its product as uncharacterized. Gene Ontology annotation, cellular component: endoplasmic reticulum. Gene Ontology annotation, biological process: ergosterol biosynthetic process. Gene Ontology annotation, molecular function: sterol 24-C-methyltransferase activity. The transcript is spliced from 2 exons. NCBI's taxonomy places the organism in Eukaryota, Fungi, Ascomycota, Sordariomycetes, Magnaporthales, Pyriculariaceae. The coding region runs from base 85 to 1263 and encodes 392 amino acids. The record is from RefSeq and is a predicted model, not a curated record.